UCAUGUCAGAAAUGUCUGGGGCAGAAAAGUUAUCAAAGAUGGUUUCAGAAUGGGGAGUAAUAAUAAACAUAUUGCUUAUAGGCCCAUUUGUAAAAUGUCAGUAACUUAAUUGAAGGGUGAUUAUAUGGUCUACUUUCUGGUAAAACAUCAGCUUGUGGGAUUUGAAACUAUGGUCCAUUAAGAGUUUGUUGUGUUUUUGUUUAUCUGAAGAGGGUUGUUUAAAAAAAGAAAAGCAACUAUUGUUAACUUUCCCACUCUGAUUCUUUUUCUUUUCCUUCUUUUCUUUCCUUUUUUUUUUUUUUUUUUUGAGAGUCUCGCAGGGUCCAGCCCAUCUCGCUUCUGAUUGGCCGCCUCUCUCUCCACGCCUGCCUUAUUAUAGCCCUGCACUCCACUUUGGUCACAUAAACAUGAGGAUACCGUCACCUUAGGACGCACCACAUUAACUUUGUGUAACCCUUUCUACUAUACCCACGAGAGUCAACUAGUCAAUCUCACCCGUGCCAGUCGGACCUGUAUGGCCCCAUCGAUCGCCAUGUCAGCUUUGACCGCUGGUUUGAAAACCGAAGAUCUUCCUCCCCGCUCGGUUCUCGUCAGCAGAGGAGACAUGCAGACCAGUCUGAGCCCGGCAGAAGAGACUGGGAAGCCCAAAGUUGCUAUUUUGCCCUUCAGUGUCGAGGCACUGAUGGCUGAUAGGAAACCAAGCAGAGAGGUGGCAUCCCCUGAUGCCACGUCCGUUCCCGGGACAUCCCAGCUGCUGGGGAAGGGAGCAAGGAUGGGUGCUUUCGGUAGUCUGGAUACUUCAGUUCCUGGUUUAGGCAUGAGUUCCUCGUUUUCAGUGGGCGACAUCAUGAACAUGCCAGAAGACGUGUUGAUUAAACCCGAGAGCCCGGACAGUAAAGAGAGGACUUCAUGGAUACAGAGUCCUCGUUUUUCUCCCACACCUCCACGAAGGUUGAGUCCUCCUGCAUGUCCACUGCGAAAACACAAGACGAACAGAAAGCCCCGGACCCCCUUCACGACGUCCCAGCUGCUGGCCCUGGAGAGGAAGUUCCGUCAGAAGCAGUACCUUUCCAUCGCCGAGCGCGCAGAGUUCUCCAGUUCCCUCAACUUGACGGAGACCCAGGUCAAAAUCUGGUUUCAAAACAGGAGAGCCAAAGCCAAGCGGCUGCAGGAGGCAGAACUUGAAAAACUGAAAAUGGCAGCUAAGCCAAUGCUGCCACCAGCUUUCGGGAUUUCCUUUCCUCUCGGUGCGCACGUCCCCGCGUCCUACGCUGGGUCACACCCGUUCCAGAGGCACUCGCUGCCGGUUUCCCCUGUGGGACUGUACGCCGCUCACGUCGGAUACAGUAUGUACCACCUCGCUUGACAGGGACGGAGGGACGAGGGGCACGCGCAGUGGGACACAAGGGGGUUCAGACUACUUAAGUGAGGGCCCCGAGCGAGAGGGGGUCCUUCGGACAGUCGAGGUGACACUGUACUAAAUAAAAAAGCAUCCUGGCGGUGGGCUCAGUGUCACAUCUUUUCAGGGGGCCAAGACCUCCAAACAGACCCCCUUCUGAGGACCUUGAAGUUUAUCCACUUCUCUUGACCUCGCCAGUAAGUUCACACACUGCAAAAAUAAUCCAGCUUCAUUAGUCAUUUAAUCUUGAGUUUGUUUUUGUCAGUGGAAUUUGCUAAAGAACGCAAUGAUGUUAGACAUUUUUAUUCAGAAAAAAUGUGAGAGUGUGAGACUAAAUGACUUUAAGAUGGACAUUUUUGCGGUGCAGAGGUGGAAAAACGAUGUAGUGCCUGUAGGCCUAUGAUAUAUCACGACUGGACUGUCAAGUAUGGACACUGGGCUGUGCCACAGUGUGUCAAAGAUAGCCCACUCCUCUAUCUUGGUUGCUUACAGCAGGUAACGAGCUCCUAUGAGCAAGACAGAGACUUUUGCGCAGUUUGACAUUUUGGGGCCAACAAAUAUGUUGGGCAUUACAUGUGUGGGCUGUUGUCACACUGCAAAAAAAACAAACAAACCAUACUUUCUCAUUCUUUGCAUUCAUAUCAGUGCGUAACUAUAGUGGGUUACCGAAUCCAGUGUCAAUAAAUGCUCUUUGUGAAUUUGGAGAACCACAGCAUUUGCUUUUAUAACAGCACUGUCUGUUGUUGGAAUGAUUCCCUUCGGAAGGGAUAUGUGUACUGUAAAAUAAUGUAUAUUUGAAGAAUAUCCUCAUUUAUAUUAUGAAUAUAUUUGUGACAUAACUUAACAAUAAAUUGUUUAUUCUUUUUCAU
This is a messenger RNA of Larimichthys crocea (large yellow croaker), 2268 nucleotides long. It is a transcript of the gene msx1a, whose product is annotated as muscle segment homeobox 1a. Gene Ontology annotation, cellular component: nucleus. Gene Ontology annotation, biological process: embryonic morphogenesis; regulation of transcription by RNA polymerase II. The transcript has 2 exons. Gene Ontology annotation, molecular function: DNA-binding transcription factor activity, RNA polymerase II-specific; RNA polymerase II transcription regulatory region sequence-specific DNA binding. NCBI's taxonomy places the organism in Eukaryota, Metazoa, Chordata, Actinopteri, Sciaenidae. Bases 515 to 1366 code for a protein of 283 amino acids. The record is from RefSeq and is a predicted model, not a curated record.